Adelges cooleyi (spruce gall adelgid) is the source of this 8364-nucleotide messenger RNA. It is a transcript of the gene Dhc16F, whose product is annotated as dynein axonemal heavy chain 6. The transcript is spliced from 24 exons. The record is from RefSeq and is a predicted model, not a curated record. The coding region runs from base 1 to 8364 and encodes 2787 amino acids. NCBI's taxonomy places the organism in Eukaryota, Metazoa, Arthropoda, Insecta, Hemiptera, Adelgidae. Gene Ontology annotation, molecular function: minus-end-directed microtubule motor activity; ATP binding; dynein intermediate chain binding. Gene Ontology annotation, cellular component: dynein complex. Gene Ontology annotation, biological process: microtubule-based movement.
AUGGUGCGAGGCGAGUUAACUAGAAUCCAACGAGCCGUAGUUGGUGCACUAAUAACAAUCGACGUUCAUGCCAGAGACAUUGUAACUUCAAUGGUACAAAACAAAGUCAACAGUGAUACGAAUUUCGAGUGGUUAAAGCGGUUACGAUACUACUGGGACGAAAUUGACAGUUGUGUCGCUUGUAUGGCAAACGCACGUUGGUUAUACGCAUUUGAGUAUUUAGGGUGUUCUGACCGCUUGGUCAUAACUCCAUUAACAGACAAGUGUUAUUUAUGUCUGAUGGGAGCGCUGCAACUAAAUCUUGGAGGAGCUCCAGCUGGGCCCGCUGGCACAGGAAAAACCGAAACGACAAAAGAUCUCGCCAAAGCCAUGGCGACUCAAUGCGUCGUAUUUAAUUGUUCCGACGGGCUAGAUUAUAAAAUGAUGGGUAAAUUUUUUGCUGGUUUAGCUCAAUCCGGUGCUUGGUGUUGUUUUGACGAAUUCAAUCGUAUAUAUAUUGAGGUGCUUUCUGUAAUUGCUCAACAGCUGAUUACAAUUAUGAAUGCUAAAGUUACAAAUUCCAAGCGAUUUAUAUUUGAGGGAAGAGAGAUAAAACUUAUAAAAACAUGCGCAGCUUUCAUAACAAUGAAUCCAGGUUAUGCUGGUCGAACUGAACUUCCAGACAAUUUACAAGCUCUUUUUCGCCCUAUGGCAAUGAUGGUACCCGAUUACGGACUUAUAGCCGAGGUCAUAUUAUAUUCGGAAGGUUUUGAGUCUUCAAAAAUGUUAGCUCAAAAAAUGGUGAAUAUGUAUAAACUAUGCAGCGAGCAACUUUCCAUUCAAGACCAUUACGAUUUUGGAAUGCGGGCCGUUAAGAGUGUUCUAGUGAUGGCUGGGUCGUUAAAACGAAAAAAUCCGACAAUAAAUGAAAAUUUAGUUUUGAUAAGAGCGUUAAGAGACAGUAAUUUACCGAAAUUUCUCAAAGACGACGUAAUUUUGUUUCAAGGUAUUUUAAAUGAUUUAUUCCCUGGUGUCAUAUUGCCAGAGCAAGAUUACGGAUUAUUUCUGGCCACCGUUAAAAAUAUUAUGGAGCUGGAUGGCCUUCAAGUCGAAGAAUGUAUAUUUGUUAAAGUUAUACAACUGUUAGAGACAAUCAUUGUUAGACACGGAAUAAUGACUGUCGGACCGACUGGGGGAGGAAAAACCACAGUGUUAAAAAUACUCGGUAAAACGCUGACGCAGCUAUACGAAAAUGGUAUCACUGGACCGUACUACAAACCCGUGAAUACAUACACACUUAAUCCAAAAGCGAUAACUAUGGGUGAAUUAUACGGUGAAGUCAAUUUGCUCACGAUGGAAUGGACGGAUGGAUUACUUGGGAAAUUUGUUAGGAGCGCUGUUCAAAGCACUAAUGAAGAGUUUCAAUGGGUCGUUUGUGACGGACCUGUGGAUGCGGUUUGGAUUGAAAACUUAAAUACUGUACUUGAUGAUAAUAAAAUGCUAUGCCUAGCUAAUUCCGAGCGCAUUAAACUGACGUCUUGGGUCAGAAUGAUAUUUGAGGUUGGAGAUCUAUCCCAAGCGUCACCGGCAACGGUAAGUAGGUGCGGAAUGGUUUUCGUAGAUCCAUCAGACCUUGGAUGGCUUCCUUAUGUGCGUUCUUGGAUAAAUAGAUUAAGUAGUGAUGUUAUUGACAUCAAUAAUGAGUAUAAAACUUAUCUUUUGACGCUAAUUGAAACUUACGUCGGGACUGGAUUUACAUUCAUCGAAAAAAAUUGUUCCUCUCCAAUUAAACAGGCAAAAAUAAGUAAAGCAGUUAUGAUGUGUACAAUCCUCGAAUCUCUUUUAACAGACCCACAUGGGAUUAACAAAAUUAUGGAUAACUCUAAAGUACGCAAAUUCAUUUGUCAAUCUUUAGUCUUCGCUUAUGUAUGGGGACUAGGAGCAAAUUUGGUCGAUUCAUCACAAACCUUGUUUGAGACGUUCGUUUUUAACCAAUUUGAAGACAACUUCAAUGCAGCUAUUCCACCAGGAACUGAAUUAAAGAACGUAUACUUAAAUAUGGAAAAGAAACAAUUUGACAGCUGGACAGAAAUUGUUCCAGAUUUCGUAUAUAAUAAAGAAACUCCAUACUUUGAGUUAUUAGUGCCCACAGUAGAUAGUGUGCGUUACUCUUAUGUUAGCCAGAGGUUAGUGCAAAUGAACCAGCCUAUCAUGUUGUCUGGAGUUACAGGAGUCGGUAAAACUUCUGUAGCAAAUUUUGUCAUGAACAACCUAGUUAAAACUGGGAAGUGGAUUACUGGAAUGAUAAAUUUUUCUGCUCAAACCAAUAGUAAUAGAACUCAAGAAAUUGUAGAAUCAAAACUGGAAAAGAAAAAACGAACUGUCUUUGGAGCUCCAGGCAAUAAACGAAUAGCUUUUUUCAUAGAUGACGUAAAUAUGCCUAGACCUGAAAUUUAUGGUGCUCAACCUCCAAUUGAACUACUCCGACAAUUGUUGGAUUUCGGUGGAUUGUAUGACAGAGAGAAACUAUUUUGGAAAGACAUAGAAAAUGUGAUAGUAUGCUCUAUAUGUGCACCUCCCGGUGGUGGUCGUAAUCCAUUAACCCCACGAUUUACUAGACAUUUUUCUAUGAUGUUCAUACCAUCAACUAGCGAAAAAGCUAUGAAAACUAUAUUCACAUCGAUAUUAGAUGGAUUUUUGGAAGAGUUCCCUCCAGUUAUAGCUCGUUCUAGUAGUGCUUUGGUACAAGCUAGUGUUGAUGUUUAUUUGCGUAUUAUGGAAGACCUUUUACCGACUCCAGCAAAAUCACAUUACAUAUUUAAUUUAAGAGACUUAUCUAAAACGAUACAAGGUAUUUUACAAGCUGAUUUUUCGAGUAUACCAGAUCUAACGCGUUUAUACAGGCUAUGGUAUCAUGAAACAUUACGCGUUUACCACGACCGUUUAGUUUGCCAAGAAGAUAAAUCAUACUUUCACAAACUCUUACAAUCAGUUUCUUCACGGUAUUUAAGUGGUCCAGUAUUAGAGUUUUCUCCGACAGACGAGAAUUUCACAAAUCCUCCCAUGUUAAUAUUUGGCGAUUUUAUGAAUCCCGUAUCUAAGGAUUCACGAGUAUAUGAAGAAAUAACCAACAUCGAAAAACUAAAAGCUGUGCUUUUGGAAAACUUAUUGGACUUCAACAUGCUUUACAAUAAAGAUAUGCAACUAAUAUUUUUCGUUGAUGCUAUUGAGCACGUAACACGUAUUGCGAGAAUAUUGAGAUCGGAAAGAGGAAAUGCUUUGUUGGUUGGAGUCAGCGGUAUGGGCAAACAGUCUUUGACAAAACUGGCUUCACAUUUGAAUGAAUAUAAAUGCUUUCAAAUAGAACUUACAAAGUCGUAUGAUUAUGCAUCCUUCCAUGAAGAUUUGGUUAGUUUAUACCAUAGAGCUGGUGCAGAUUUUGAAGACACCACAUUCUUAUUCACUGAUAGCCAAAUUGUACAAGAAGAAUUUUUAGAAGACAUUAAUAAUAUUUUAAGCUCAGGAGAGGUACCAAAUUUGUUUAAGCAAGAUGACUUAGAAAAAGUUAUUGUAGCCUGCCGACAGCCAGCUUUGGAAUCGGGAGUUAUUGACAGUCGAGAUGCAAUAUUUGUAUUUUUUAUACAACGAGUACGGUCCAAACUGCAUUUAGUUAUUUCAAUGAGCCCUGUUGGAGAUGCAUUUAGACGUAGAUGCCGUUUGUUUCCAUCAUUAGUGAAUAACUCUACUAUUGAUUGGUUUGACGAUUGGCCUACAGAAGCUCUUUUAUCUGUAGCCAAAAAAAGUUUAGAACAAUUUCUGGGACCCGAAGAUCCUAUUUUAGUCGAUAACUUAUCAAACAUUUGUAACUAUAUGCAUGAAAUUGUCAGUCAAAGAACAAAACGGUUUUUCGAACAAAUGCGAAGGUAUUACUAUGUAACACCCAGCAGUUAUUUGGAACUAUUAAAACUUUUUAAAAUAAUGCAUAUCAUACAAACAAAAAAAAUUCAAAGUGAUUCAGACAGAUUUUCAAAUGGUUUACACAAACUUUACGAGACAUUCGAUAUGGUAGGCCAAAUGAAAACUAGACUUAAAGGGAUGGCUCCGGCAUUACUAGAAAAAAAUGAAGCAAUGCAAAAGUUGAUGGAGAACCUUAUAAAAGAAAAAUCUAGUGUUGAUGCUGUACGAAAGGUAGUUCUUACUGAAGAAGCAGCGGCAAAAGUAAAAGCAAAAUCAGCUAAAGAAAUUGCAGCAGAUGCUCAAAAAGAUUUGAUGUUGGCUAUGCCUGCAUUAGAAGCGGCUAAAAAAGCAUUAGAAGCCCUUAACAAAAAUGAUAUAAAUGAGCUGAGAGUGUUUAAUAAGCCUCCAAGAUUAGUUCAAGUUGUGAUGGAAGCUGUAUGUUUGUUGCUAAAUCAAAAAAAGGAUUGGGCAAAUGCUAAAGUAGUUUUGGGAGACUCCAAUUUUCUUAAAAAACUUCAAGAAUAUGACAUUGAUAAUAUUUCAGAAAAGAUGAUUAAUCAACUAGUUCCAUACAUUGAAGAUCCAGAUUUUAAUCCUCAAAAAGUUGCGACUCAGUCCAAAGUCGCAAAAUCAAUGUGCAUGUGGGUUCUUGCAGUUCAUAGUUAUUCACUGGUGUAUCGAGUUGUAGAACCAAAAAGAAAAAAGCAGCGAGAGGCUGAAAAUGAGCUAUUAGAAGUUUUGAAAGAGCUUGAAACAAAACAGAAAAUGCUAGCAGAUGUUCAAGCACGUCUUCAAAAGCUUGAAGAAGUAUAUGAUCAAAAUAUAGCUGAACGAGAUAAACUUGAAGCAAAUAUUAAUAGAACACAAUUGCGUUUAAAACGUGCUAAUUUGCUUGUAGUUGCUUUGAAAGACGAACAACGUAGAUGGGAAAAGAAUAUAAAAAUAUUUUCACAACGUUUGCUUACGGUAACUGGAGACAUGAUAAUCGCCGCUGGAAGUAUAAACUAUUUAGGACCAUUUACAGAUGAAUAUCGAAAAGAAAUAACUACUAUUUGGCUUCAAAAAAUAGCUGAAUACGAAAUCAUUCACUCACCAAAUUACUCAUUGAGUACAGUCCUGAUUGACUCGUUUGAACAACGUUCUUGGAAUAUUUGUGGACUUCCUCGAGAUUCUGUAUCAACAGAUAAUGCAAUAAUAGUUACCAGAGCAAGCCGAUGGCCUUUAAUGAUCGAUCCACAGGAACAAGCUAACAGAUGGAUAAAAGCUCUGGAAGCUCAAAACAUGUUAAAGGUGUGCAAAGCUACUAAUUCUGGCUUGAUUAGUAUAAUUGUCGGCGCUAUAAGAGUAGGAUACCCAAUUUUAAUAGAAGGUCUUGAAGAACACGUCGACCCGACUUUAAGGCCUGUUCUGGAAAAUAAUACAUACAUACAAGGUGGACGAUUGCUCAUACGAAUCGGCAAUACAGACAUUGAGUACAGCGAUGGUUUCAGAUUUUAUAUGACAACUAAACUAUCUAAUCCACAUUAUAUGCCUGAAAUAUGUAUUCAAGUGACUUUAGUAAAUUUUACUGUAACGCCGUCUGGUUUAGAAGACCAAUUAUUAGUAGAAAUUGUGAGGUUAGAAAGGCCAGAUUUAGAAGAUAAACGUACAGCAACAAUAGUGAGCAUAAAUGAUGAUAAUAAUUUAUUAAAAGAAAUGGAAGACAAAACUUUAAGAAUGUUAUACACCACCGAAGGAAACAUUUUAGAUGACGAAGAGCUUAUUGAGACAUUAAACAACAGUAAGGAAACUUCUAUCAUAAUCGCUUCUCGACUUAUUGAUGCAGAAGAAACGGAAAUUAGUAUAACUACUGCCAGAGAAAAGUAUAGACCUGUAGCGAAAAGAGGAUCUUGUCUAUACUUUGUUGUUUCUCAACUAUCUGAAAUUGAUUCAAUGUAUCAAUUUUCUUUAAAUUAUUUUAACUCUAUAUUUUGCAAUGUUAUCAAAAACAGCAAUAAAUCUCUACGAAUUGAUGUGAAAAUGCCUAUCAUGAUAGAUGAUAUUACUAAAGCCGUUUAUACAAAUGUAUCUAAAGGAUUGUUCGAACGUCACAAACUUGUAUUUAGUUUCUUGUUGAGCGUCAACAUUGAUUUACAAAUGGGGAAGAUUACUCCUGUCAAAUGGGAUUUCUUGUUACGUGGACCCGUUGGCGCAAAGCCGACAGACAAAUUAGGACAAAAACCAAAUAUACCAACACUGACUGACGAUUUGUGGCAGACUAUCCUGUAUGUGUCUGAAACUUUUCCAAAGUUUAAAAGGCUUCCAGAAAGUUGCAGUGGAACCAUUCAAAUAAAUUUAGGGGAAUACGAAGAAAUUAUACAGUUCGAUCCCGACAAUAACAACAUGAUAGUCGAUUGGAAUUCUGCGUUGUUGCCGUUUGACAAACUUAUGAUUAUAAAAGCACUUAAAGAAGAAAAAUUGAUAUUUGCGAUUACUAAUUACGUUAGCAGUGAACUUGGGAAAUUAUUUAUUGAAAGUCCGGCUAUUUCAUAUCAACUCUUGUAUAAUGAUACAUCAUCUUCGAUACCCUUAGUGUUUAUAUUAAGUCCUGGGUCCGACCCAUUCAACUCAUUUCAGAAAUUCGCAUUGGAAUAUGGCAUAGGAGAAAAUUUUCAAUCAAUAUCGCUGGGGCAAGGACAAGGACCAAUUGCAGAAAAAUUAAUUAUGGACGGAAAAGAUCAAGGAAAUUGGGUAUUCUUACAAAAUUGUCAUUUAGCAUUAUCGUGGAUGUUGCGUUUAGAAACUUUAGUCCAAGAACUUAUCGAAAACCCAACAUCCGUUAGAUCAGACUUUAGAUUGUUUCUGAGCUCUAUGCCUUCAAAGACAUUUCCAACUUAUGUUUUACAAAAUUCAUUAAAAGUUACAAAUGAGGCCCCAAAAGGUUUAAAAGCAAAUAUGAAAAGAUCAUUUUUUGAAAUGAAUGUGGAUUUUUUUGAAGACAAUGCUUUCGGUUCUGAAUGGAGAAAAAUGGUAUUUGGGUUAUGUUUUUUCCAUUCGAUUAUAUUAGAAAGGAGGAAGUUCGGCUCGCUUGGUUGGAACAUUUUAUACGCAUUUACGGACAGUGAUCGAGAAUGCGCGAUGCACCAAUUGGAAAUGUACUGUUUAGCUUCCAAUACAAUUCCUUGGAGUGCUUUGUCAUAUAUUACUGGAGAAAUUACAUAUGGCGGAAGAGUCACUGACUUUUGGGAUCAAAGAACUUUAAGAAACGUUUUAUGGAAUUUUUUCGCCCCACACACGAUGGAACUAAAUUAUAAGUAUUCAAAAUCGGGCACUUACUAUUGUCCCGAAUCACCAAAUUGCAAGACUCUAGAGGAUUAUCAACAAUUUAUUAAUCAAUUACCCGUAAUAGAAGGACCAGAAGUGUUCGGAAUGCAUGAAAACGCGAAUAUUGCUUUUCAAACUAAAGAAACACAAGGUAUUUUGCAAACAAUCAUAGAAGGGUAUCCGAAAUCAUCUGGUGGUUCUGCUGAGAAUUCAGAUGACAUUGUUGCAAAUAUGGCAAAUGAUAUAUCCGAGAGGCUAAUGAAAUUUAUAGAUGUCGAACAAGCUAAUUUCUUGAUAGUGCAAUUAGAUAAUAAGGGUAGACUACCAUCACUAUCCACAGUUUUAAUACAAGAAGUCGAACGUUUUAAUAAACUACUAGAUAUUAUACACAUAUCACUAAAUGACCUACGAAAAGCUAUUAAAGGUUUAGUAGUUAUGUCUUCCGAGUUGGAGGGUGUUUAUGUAUCAUUUUUAAGUAAUACAAUACCGAAAAUCUGGUCACAGAAGGCUUACCCAUCAUUGAAAUCAUUAGGCAGCUGGGUUAAAGACUUGGUCAUGAGAUUAGAUUUUAUCGACAUUUGGCUUAAAUUUGGAAGUCCACUUUCAUACUGGAUAUCCGGCUUAUAUUUUCCACAAGGGUUCAUGACUGGUUGUCUUCAGAGACAUUCCAGAAAAUACAGUAUACCGAUUGAUAGUUUAAAAGUUGAUUUCGAACUCAGCAAUAUUGUUUUGAAUCAAGAAGAAAUUACAGCUAUUCAUACCCUUACAUCCAAAGAAGAUUAUGAAGCAUACAAAGGGUUGAAAGCAUUAAAAGACGGGGUAUACGUUCAUGGAUUAUUUCUGGAUGCUGGUCGAGUCGACUUAAACGCCAGACUUUUAGUCGACCCAAAUCCUGGUGAACUUUAUCCGCCACUUCCUGUUAUGCGUCUAGUACCGACCGUGGAAUUGGAUGAAAUUAGUUUGCGUUAUCAUUGUCCCCUAUACAAAACUGCUAUCCGGGCAGGUGUUCUUUCAACUACGGGACAUAGUACAAAUUUCGUAGUUGUUGUUCUAUUGCCUACCGAAUAUCCUGAGAGCUAUUGGAUACAGAAAGGAACAGCUCUAAUCACGCAGAUCACGAAUUAA